CAAGCAGCAGGCAUUGCCAGUGGAGCGCCUAUUACAGAAAAGGAGAGCUUCAAGAUGGCGCAGGCAAUAUUUGAGGUGCUCGAAGGCAUGGACAACCAGACUGUGCUGGCAGUUCAGUCACUGCUGGAUGGUCAAGGCGGAGUUCCUGACCCAAACAACCAAAAUGUCUCUGCGACGCCGGCCAUCCAGCCCAUGGACGACGAAGACGUGUUCCUGUGUGGCAAGUGUAAAAAACAGUUCAACUCUCUGCCUGCCUUCAUGACGCACAAGAGGGAGCAGUGCCAGUCUGGCACCCCCUCCCUGUCCACCGUGUCCCUGGCCUCCACCAACGCCUAUGCGCCGGUCCCGUCAGUCGGCUCUGUACCCCAAACUGCCAUCAACAGACAGGUAUCCACCUAUAUAACAGUCCCUCCGUCUCCUCUGACUCACACUCUGGUGCAAGGCAACGUGCUGGUCAGCGAUGACGUCCUCAUGUCGGCCAUCUCCGCCUUCACCUCCAUCGACCAGCCCAUGGCCGCCAUGCAGACGCCCAUACAGAGCAACCUGAGCAUGCACACAGCAGGGGUAUCAUAUCUUCAGCAUCAUCACCACCACCACCAUCAUCAUCAGCAGCAGCAGCAUCAGCAGCAGGCUUCCAACCCUCUGCCCUCCAGCCAGGCACUGCCCCCAGCCCUGCCAGCUGGGCAACCCACCCAGCAGCCCCUCUCCUCUCAGGUGCCAGUGAGCCACAGCAACUCGGUGGUGCAGGUGUACAGCACGAUGCCCCACAUGGCAGGCCCUGCUGCUGCUGCAGCGGCUGCUGGUGCUGGCUGUGCAGCAGAGAUCCAUACGUUAGGCCUGCCAGCUUUCCACCCUGUUCAGUGCGUGGAGGGCCAGUCGUUCAGCAGUACUCCCGUCUACAGCCCUGGGAAACAGGGCAGCAAAGCAAAGAGCUGCAGCCACAUGGGCAGCAUGGCAGAGCUGAGCGACUUCGAAAAGGUCAUCAUACCCAAACAGCCCCGGAGCAGCAAGAAGACAAUGGAUGGAGCAGCAGCUGAUCACCUGAAGGGAAAAGGUCCAAAGCUGAAGUGUAAUUUCUGCAAUAAGUUCUUCUCCAAAAACUUUGACCUCCAGCAACACAUCAGAAGCCACACAGGAGAGAAACCGUUCCAGUGCAUUGUCUGUGGGCGGGCCUUCGCUCAGAAGUCCAACGUGAAGAAACACAUGCAGACUCACAAGGUGUGGCCGAUGAGCGUGGCGAACACUGUGACCCGGCUGCCCAUCACAGUGAAGGUGGUUCCCGUUUCAUUCAUUGAGGAAGAACGGAUGGCGGAGCGGCAGAAACAAGGCGACAUGGACCGAGACCAGACUCAAGCAGAACCAGAGCCGGCCCAAACGGAGGAACCAGGGGAGGAGGCAGCGAUGGAGGCUGAACCCGGUCUGACCGCCAGCCAACGGGGAGACGCCCAGGACGGUCACGCUCACUUCAUGUCUGACCAGAACCAGCAGGGCGGCGCUCAAACCAAGCAGAUCGUUGUGAUAGACAGCUCCUACCAGUGCCAGUUUUGCACCUGCAAGUUCAAGACCUACUUCCAGCUCAAGUCUCACCUGACCCAGCACAAAGGCGAGCAGGUGUACAAGUGUGUGUUGAAGAGCUGCUCCCAGACCUUCCAGAAGCUGGACCACUUCCUGGAACACAUCCGGACGCACCAGGAGCAGCUGACGUACCGCUGCCACCUCUGUAGCAAGGUCUUCCCCUCCCUGUUUGAGCUGGGAGUCCACCAGUACUCCCACUGCUUCUGCCCACAGCAGAACACGCGCAAGGAGACGAGCGUGUUCAGGUGUGUGAAAUGUCAGAGCAGGUAUUCAACCCAGGAAGCUCUGGAGCAACACCUGCUGACCGCCUCUCACAGCUUCCCUUGCCCUCACUGUCAGAAGGUCUUCCCAUGUGAGAGAUACUUGCGGCGCCACCUGCCCACUCAUGGCGUUGGAGGAAGAUUUAAGUGUCAGAUCUGCAAAAAGGCCUUCAAGACUGAGCACUACCUCAAGCUGCACACUCGCAUUCACUCAGGUGAGAAACCGUACAAGUGUUCGCUCUGUGAGGCGACGUUCAACAGAAAGGACAAAGUGAAGAGACACAUGCUGAUCCACGAACCUUUUAAGAAAUACAAGUGUCCUUUCAGGACACAUGUGGGCUGCACCAAAGAAUUCAACAGACCAGACAAACUGAAAGCCCACAUCCUGUCACAUUCUGGUAUCAAACCCUACAAGUGUCUGUUCUGUCAGAAGGCGUUCAGCCGCAGGGCUCACAUGCUGGAGCAUCAGCAGUCCCACACAGACAACUACAGGUUCAGGUGCUCCAUAUGCAACAAGGGAUUCACCAGGCAGAGCUACUACAGAGACCACAAAUGUCCCACAGCAGGAGACAUGACAGGAGCAGAGGUGGGGACAGAGGAGGAUGAGGAGGCCAAUGAGGCUGCAGGAGCAUCGGCGGUUCAGGAGCAGGAAGGAGAGCGCAACGGGAAGAGAAGCAGAUUCACGAGGAUUUCCGAACGCUCACAGACUGAUGGAGAGGAGGCAGAGGAAGAUAACAGCUCCGAUGGAGACCAGGAGACAGCAGAAACUCAACCAGGGGACGAAGAGGGGACGGAUAGAGGCCGCCUUGCUGCCAUGGCUACCACCAAGGGAGGGGCUGAGAAAGGGACAGAGGAACAUGGCGACAUGGAAACCAGUGGCAAGCUGCAGACACAGACCAAUGCCCACAACAGUUCACAGAGGCAGCCAUGUUUGUAGUCCAAACCUGCCUCUUUGUUUAAACCGUUUCCUGUACUGGAAAAUGACAUUUGUUUUAUAUUAAAACGGUUACAUUGAUCAGAUGUUAUUUCUCCCAGUUUUGUACAGAAUAUAAUUAAAAUUAACCCAUGCCAGUA
Messenger RNA from Poecilia latipinna (sailfin molly), 2909 nucleotides. It is a transcript of the gene znf341, whose product is annotated as zinc finger protein 341. Gene Ontology annotation, molecular function: DNA-binding transcription factor activity, RNA polymerase II-specific; RNA polymerase II cis-regulatory region sequence-specific DNA binding. Lineage: Eukaryota; Metazoa; Chordata; Actinopteri; Cyprinodontiformes; Poeciliidae. Gene Ontology annotation, biological process: regulation of DNA-templated transcription. Bases 55 to 2772 code for a protein of 905 amino acids. The transcript has 16 exons. The record is from RefSeq and is a predicted model, not a curated record.